CCACUACUUACGUCUUCAAUCCCAAGCCAGCCAAUCCCAGCUUCCUCAGCCACUCUCUAGUGGAACUGCUGAGCCAGAUUAGCGCCACUUUCAAGAAGAACUUCACCGCUCUGCAAAAGAAGAGGGUUCAAAGAAAUCCGUUUGAGAGAAUAGCCACUCCCUUCCAAGUGUACUGCUGGACUGCACCACAGAUUGAUCAUGCCAUGGACUGUGUGAGAGCAGAGGAUGCCUACACCUCCCGUCUGGGUUACGAGGAGCAUAUACCUGGCCAAACUAGAGACUGGAACGAAGAGCUCCAGACAACCAGAGAACUUUCUCGUAAGAACCUUCCUGAGCGCCUACUGAGAGAACGAGCCAUAUUCAAGGUUCAUAGCGACUUUGCCGGUGCGGCGACGCGUGGCGCAAUGGCGGUGAUCGAUGGCAAUGUAAUGGCGAUCAACCCUGGCGAGGAAACGCGCAUGCAGAUGUUCAUCUGGAACAACAUCUUCUUCAGCUUGGGUUUUGACGUACGUGACCACUACAGGGAGCUCGGCGGGGAUGCUGCCGCCCAUGCUGCCCCCACCAAUGAUCUGAACGGGGUGAGGGCGUACAGUGCUGUGGACGUGGAGGGGCUCUACACCCUGGGCACGGUGGUGGUGGACUACAGAGGUUACCGUGUAACCGCACAGUCCAUCAUUCCUGGCAUCUUGGAGCGUGAACAGGAGCAGAGCGUCAUCUACGGCUCCAUUGACUUCGGCAAGACCGUAGUGUCCCACCCCAAGUAUCUAGAGCUUCUGGAGAAGACCAGCCGCCCGCUGAAGGUGCAGCACCACGCUGUGCUCAAUGAAAAAGACACCUCUGUAGAGCUUUGCUCCUCUGUGGAGUGUAAGGGUAUCAUUGGCAACGAUGGCCGCCAUUACAUCUUGGACCUUUUGCGCACCUUCCCACCUGACCUCAACUACCUGCCGGUGGAGGGCGAAGAGCUCGCCCCCGAGAGCCAGAAGCUGGGUUUCCCCUGCCAGCAUCGCCAUCGCCUGGCUUGCUUGCGCCAGGAGCUCAUCGAGGCCUUUGUAGAGCACAGAUAUCUCCUCUUCAUGAAGAUGGCAGCACUCCAGCUAAUGCAGCAGAAAGCAAACAAAGACAAGACUGCAGCCCUGCAUGACACAAGCACUGCAGAUGCGGAGUCUGAAAGCAAACCUCAGGCUCUUGAAGCAUCUGAGAAGGUUGCCGACGGCACGCCGACCUCCCCAACUUCCUCUGAAUCCACUCUGACCCCCGAUGACGCAGAGGCAACGACUGUGUCUGAAAACUCUGCUCCUGAAAACCAGGAAGCCCCAGCAGAUCUGAAAUCCGCAGUUCCUACAGCAAACACCAAUGGUACUCAUGAGCCUUCAGCUGCAGAGAGGCAGAAUGGAGGGUGUGAUAGUCCCUUGGAGGGUAAGGAAGCUGAUGAAAAUAUUCCUGGACUUGCCCAAGCUAAAGAGCUGGCUGAGUCCUUAGCAGCAGAAGAUGGAUCCGGUAUUGACCCCAAAAGUCGAGAGGUGGUCCUCAACGCCUGUAAAGCCGUGGGCUCCAUCAGCAACACCUCUUUCGACAUUCGCUUCAACCCAGAUAUCUUCUCUCCAGGCGUACGCUUCCCUGAUGACAGCACUGAGGACAUCCAGAAACAGAAGCAGCUUCUCAAAGAUGCUGCAGCCUUCCUAGUGUCCUUCCAGGCUCCUUCUUUUGUAAAAGACUGUUUAGAUCACAGCUCUUUGCCUAUGGAUGGAGCAACAAUGACAGAAGCCCUUCAUCAGCGUGGCAUUAAUAUGCGUUAUCUUGGUACUGUGCUGGAGUUUGUGGACAACAUGCCUGCAAAAGCACAACUUGAACACAUCUACAGAAUAGGAAUCAGUGAACUGAUCACCAGAUGUGCAAAGCAUAUAUUCAAAACAUAUCUUCAGGGUGUGGAGCUCUCUGCUUUAUCCGCUGCGGUGAGCCACUUCCUGAACUGCCUCUUGAGCUCUUUCCCAGAUGCCGUGGCUCAUCUCCCUGCGGAUGAGCUGGUGUCCCGCAGAAAGAGCCGUAAGAGACGUAACCGGGUCCCUGGUGGAGGGGACAACACGGCAUGGGCCAGUUUGACCCCAAGUGAGCUGUGGAAGAACAUUAACUCUGAGGCACAGAGCUACUAUCACUUCAAUCUGCAAUGUGAAAGUGUGGACCAAGCAGUGGAGAAGUACGGCUUGCAGAAGAUCACCCUGCUGAGGGAGAUAUCAAUCAAGACUGGCAUUCAGAUCUUGAUAAAGGAGUACAAUUUUGACAGCCGCCACAAGCCGGCCUUCACCGAGGAGGACAUCCUGAACAUCUUCCCCGUCGUGAAGCACGUCAACCCCAAAGCCUCUGAUGCCUUCCAUUUCUUCCAAAGCGGGCAGGCCAAGGUUCAGCAAGGCUUUCUAAAGGAGGGCUGUGAGCUCAUCAACGAGGCCUUGAACCUUUUCAACAAUGUGUAUGGAGCCAUGCAUGUGGAGAUCUGUGCCUGUCUGCGCCUUCUGGCCCGACUCAACUACAUCAUGGGUGAUCAUCCUGAGGCUCUGAGCAAUCAGCAGAAGGCUGUCCUGAUGAGUGAGAGAGUGCUGGGUAUUGAACACCCCAACACUGUUCAAGAAUAUAUGCAUUUAGCUCUGUACUGCUUCGCCAAUGGCCAGCUGUCCACUGCCCUGAAGCUGCUGUACCGCGCUCGCUACCUCAUGCUCAUGGUGUGUGGGGAGGACCAUCCUGAAAUGGCUCUGCUCGAUAGCAAUAUUGGUCUGGUGCUUCAUGGUGUGAUGGAGUAUGACCUGUCUCUGCGUUUCCUGGAGAACGCCCUGGCCAACAAUUCCAAAUACCAUGGGCCACGAUCCCUGAAAGUAGCUCUCAGUCAUCACUUGGUGGCCAGAGUUUAUGAGAGCAAGGCUGAGUUCCGCUCUGCACUGCAGCAUGAGAAGGAGGGUUACACCAUAUACAAGAACCAGGUUGGUGAAGCUCAUGAGAAGACGAAGGAGAGCUCAGAGUAUCUGAAGUACCUCACGCAGCAAGCUGUGGCUCUACAGAGAACCAUGAAUGAGAUUUACAAGAAUGGAUCUAAUGCUAGCAUAAUGCCUCUCAAGUUUACGGCACCAAACAUGGCCAGUGUUCUGGAACAGCUUAAUAUCAUCAAUGGCAUCAUCUUUAUUCCCCUCAGCCAAAAGGAUCUGGAGAAUCUGAAGGCCGAGGUGCAGAGACGGCAGCUGAUGCAGGAUUCUGGGAAAAUCGAGAAACAGCAGGGUGGUCAGUUAGAGCUGGAUGACAAGCUGCCUGUGGAUGAUUAACAACCCCAACCGUACAGCCCCUCUCCAUAUCGAGGAGGACACGAUGCAGCAGCCAUCUGUUAGAACCGGUGGACCUGAGAACUGAGCUGUCUAAUCUAACCAAUUCACUUUGAGCAUAAUGGGGAGGGGAGAACCAUGAACAGGCGACAAAAAUGUGUACAGAGUGUAGUUUGUAGCUGUAAAGAGAAUGAAAGCAGAUGUUUUACACGUGCAAUUCAACAACACGACCCCUCGAGGUCUACAGGAAGAAGCAGAGAGAAUGUAGUCCUUCCUCUGCGAGUUUGCGCAGAUGAGACUGGAGGUGACCAAGGAUGACCAUGACAUUUUAUACCAGAGCCUUAUCCAUCCAUCAUCCCCAUCUCUUUGCUUCUCAUCUGAGCCCAGGAUAACCACAAUCCAUCCCAAAGCAACCCACGAGUGUAGAGAGAUCCUCCCUAUCUGAAACUCAGGUGAUUUCUACACAAUGCACCAGACGAAAGACGUUCACCGUUCAAUUCAACAGAGAUAGACAUCCAAGAAUCAUGGGCUUGAGAAUGUAAACUCUUUUAAGGUCUAGUCUCAGGGCCGAAUGCUAGUAUUGUGUCCCAUGCGUUGUUUCUACGCUCGCCGUGGCUGCUGCCUUUAGACCGGAUCGAUGCAACUUUACAGAUGCAAGUUCUCAACCUAUCAGUUUAGAUCGGUGGCGUCUGUAAAACAAGGAAUCUUGUAAAAGUACAUGAGAAGCCAUUAGAUCUUUCAUGUCAACGUUAAUUUAAGCCAUGUCUGUUUUAUAGAAAUACAUUGGGAAAGAGAAUGAAAGCAGAUGUUUUACACAUGCAAUUUAUAAAGCUUUGUCAUUGGGGUUAGACAGGUACUUGAUUCAUUUUGAUUGAAAUACUGAUUUGAAAUGUCCAGCUUGAAUUAGACUGUGGUGCUGAAACACCUUUUCACUUUAAAAGUGUGUAUGUGUGCGUGCUCAUGUGUGUAUGUCUCUUUAUGGUUGUCCAUGCUAGUGCAGAAACAGAUUCGGAUUCCUCCAAAGCUGCUGCAACAGAACAGUAUCGUGAUGAUAUUUUUAUACAUCAUUGAUAACGGAUGGACUCGUGCAAUCUGUUAAGAUGAAGAUGUGCUACUAAUAUCAUGGUUUUCAAGAUCCGAUCAGUAUAUUCUCCAGAAUUACUUGGCACAGGGUUCAGAAACUUGCGAGACUCGUGUUUGGUUCCUCCCUAGCAGUAUUUAUUGCACUUACCAGUGCUGGGCUUUUGUGUGGUGUCAUAUAGGACUGACAAAAGAGGAAUAAGAUGGGCUGCUUCGAUGUGUAACAUACCAAAAAAAAAGAUCAAGGACGAUGUGUACAUUGUGUACAUGCUUUGUGUGUGUCCUGCAAAUGUCAAAAUUGUUGCUGUGCUCAAACUGUGUAUGAAGCAAUAUGCUGGAACUAAGUGCAUCUUGGAUUGUGCACAUGGAUGCAAGAAAACGGCUAGCCUGGUUGUAUUUCCCUAUAAAACAAAAAGUAAAAUUGUUUAAAAAUGGUUAAAGUCUCUGAAAAUUGGUGGGGAAAAGCAAUGUAACUGAUAUUUAUGAACAAGAAUAUGUAAUUAUGUGAGAUUUGUGCCUAUUUAAGCUUCUAUAAGUCAAAAGGUUGGGCAACUGAUGGAUUUCUUGAUGGAUUUUGCAACGUUGGACUGAAAUCCUUGAAUAUCUACUUCAGUACCUUUAGGUGCCACAUGGGUGUACUGUAGUCAAUAUAUUAUUAACAUUCAUUGAUAAUGGACAUAAACGCAAUUUUUGAGGUAUUGCAUUAAAAUAUGAACUAGAUUUGAAUCAAAACAUUGAAACUGGAGUUCAAUAGGAUCUUAAUGCCAUAGUAACUUAUUAGGAAUAUGCCGAAUAUGCUGGUGGUAGCUUAGUGGUUAAAGCUCUGAGUUGGUAACAGAUGCAUCACAAGUUCAUUGAGUAAGCGUGACCUUAGUUUGAACUGAAGGGUUAAUGAGAAAAUCCUGUCUCUAGUUUGUCCUUGAGCCAGGCACAUAACCUCAGGUUUCUCCUGGGCUUAAAAAAUAACAAGUAACCAAUCUGCAGUUAAGAAUGUUAAAUAUGAUCUCAAUUGAAUAUAUUCAAGCUUCCAUAGUUGCACAUCUCAUAGUGAACAAACCAGUGGAUUCAAACAGUGUUUUAAAUUUAACCGCAAAGAUCAUUUUCAUAAUUAAGAAUGGUCACCAAAUCUGUGAUGUGUUCAUGUUAUGUAGCAAAGCAACAUGUCAAUACAAGAUUUCAAUAACUGCUUGCAUGACAAACCAAUUUGAUGUAAUCUAGAUGUGUAGUACUUUUUAGAAAGGUUUGGGUUUUAUUGACAACAGGCGCCGAAACAAAAUAGUUAUUUUUGUUCAUUUCUUUCUUUUUGAAUUACAAUCUUUAAUUUGAAGUGUCUUGAAUGUCUUCCUGGGUAUAAUAUUCAUAAUAUUCUUCAAAUUACAGUUUUAUCACAAAUCUUUAUGUUCUGUGUGAAAGUGUGCAUACAAAACGAAGAAAACAUAUUUUUUAAUUGUCAGAAGAAAACGAUUGGACAUUUAAAAAGCAUCAAUUAAAUCUCUUAUCAAAUUUACUGUACACCAGUCAUUUAAAAGAAAUAUCACAAUUAAGACACCCUCUACCCUCAGCCUGCAGCACAUUUUGUUACAUUUUCUCUUAAAUAAUCUGCACAAACCCAUUAUAAACUAGAAUAUAAAAAAAUAAAUUAUCUGAGGAAAUCUACAUAGAGCAAACAUACAGUGUUCGGUCUCAGUGUCAUCUGGUGUUGAACAAACAGAUCACUUCUUUUUUUCUUUUUCUUUUCUGUAUUCUGUUUUCAACAUGAAAUAUUUGUCAUACCCUUUGUGUGUUUGUUUUGGUUUCUUUAAUGAGUGCUACCUUAAUGUCAAUUCUUCUAAAUAUCAAUCUAAUUAUUUUUGGUCCGAGUAUCCUUUUGUAUUAAAAUGAAUAAAGAAACUUGAAAACAA
Molecule: messenger RNA, 6283 nt
Organism: Sinocyclocheilus grahami
Lineage: Eukaryota; Metazoa; Chordata; Actinopteri; Cypriniformes; Cyprinidae
Product: clustered mitochondria protein homolog
Exons: 20
Coding region: 204-3305 (1033 amino acids)
Biological process (GO): intracellular distribution of mitochondria; organelle organization
Cellular component (GO): cytoplasm
Molecular function (GO): protein binding; mRNA binding
Source: RefSeq, a predicted model, not a curated record